Messenger RNA from Entrophospora sp. SA101, 174 nucleotides. The record is from the annotation of a GenBank genome assembly. Lineage: Eukaryota; Fungi; Glomeromycota; Glomeromycetes; Entrophosporales; Entrophosporaceae.
UCUAUAUGCUUUGUUCCGGAAAAGAAAUAUGUUGAUGAUGCAGAGAGUCUCAAUGAGCCAGGAGACUAUCAGCCUGGAAAUAACACAAAUAUUCUCCUUACUGAAAUUCUUCCAACUGAAGAUCCUCCUACCAAAAAAAAUACCAUCUCCAGAACCCAAAAAGCCAAUUCCUAA